UUCUUUCUCCCCUUUCAACUCAUUCACCCCUGUCACUUCCGCUUCCUCCUCGCUCUCUGCUCGGAGCCACUGAUCCAGUCCGAUCUCGGAAUGAGCGCGGGGAAGAACGAGGGAAGCUCUGAUCUAUGGCGUGCCAUCUGGAACUCCCGUUCGAGUCGCUUUCCAGGUUGACAUCUUGAUUGGGCUCGCUUCAGAUCUCUGGGCAUUGACAUCAGGUGGCGGGGCAUGUUUGUGCAUGGGCUCGAUCUGAUUCCAUCCCCAACUUGGGCGCCAUGUGGAAGCAAUUCCUCUGCAAAUUACCUCGAAAGUCUUCCAAAUCUGAUGCUUCCGGCAGCAAUGUGACGACCUCUUCGAACGGGAAGCCAAUCCAUCGGACCAGCAGUGGCAGUUUAGUUCCCUCCCGAUCAACCACUGUCAAGCGGACUGCUUCUUCCAUCUUCCCGUCAAGUGUAGUCACAAGCAUCGAACCUCUACUUCUAUUCAAGGAUGUCCCCAACACGGAAAAGCAGAACCUUUUGAUCAAUAAAUUGAAUCUCUGUUACGUUAUCUUCGAUUUCUCGGAUCCCAACAAGAACUCUGCUGAGAAGGAUAUGAAACGGCAGGCAUUAUUAGAUAUCAUCGAUUAUGUUGAUACUGGGGGUUCUCGCUUCACGGAACCCACCAUUGCUGCUAUCUGUAAGAUGUUCGCCAGCAACUUGUUUAGGGUCUUCCCACCUAAUACUCGAUCCAGUACUGGCGGCGUGGAGACUGAAGAAGAAGAACCCGUGUUUGAACCAGCUUGGUCCCAUCUGCAACUUGUCUAUGAUUUGCUCCUUAAGUUCAUAGAGUCAUCCUCACUUGAUGCCAAAAUUGCGAAGAAGUAUGUGGAUCAUACAUUCAUUGUGAGACUGCUACACCUCUUUGAUUCCGAGGAUCCUAGGGAGAGGGAUUGCUUGAAAGCAAUCUUGCACAGGGUCUAUGGAAAAUUCAUGGCACAUCGGCCUUUCAUCCGGAAAAUGAUAAGCAAUGUAUUUUACCAGUUUAUGUUUGAGACAAACCGACAUAACGGUAUUGCUGAAUUGUUAGAAGUUUUUGGUAGUAUCAUCAGUGGGUUUGCAUUACCUCUAAAAGAGGAGCAUAAACUGUUCUUGUGUAAGGUCCUAAUUCCACUGCACAAGCCAAAAACACUAGGUAUCUAUCAUCAACAACUGACUUAUUGUGUGAUACAAUUCGUCGAGAAAGAGCCUAAGCUGGUAACAUCAGUUCUAAAUGGGUUAUUGAGAUAUUGGCCUGUGAUUAACAGUCAGAAGGAAGUUAUGUUUUUAAGUGAGUUGGAAGAAAUUUUGGAGACUACAAAUGAUGUGGAUAUCCAAAAGUGUGUGCUUCCGUUGUUCCGUAGGGUUGGAUGCUGCAUUAAUAGUUCUCAUUUCCAGGUUGCAGAGAGGGCCUUACUCAUGUGCAACAAUGACCGAGUGAUUAAUCUGGUGUCGCACAAUCGACAAGUAGUAAUGCCGCUAAUCUUGCCAGCUUUAGAGAGGAACAUUCUCACUCAUUGGAAUCAAGGUGUUUUGAACUUGACACAAAACGUUAACAAGGUAUUAUGUGAGAUGGAUGAAGAGCUAUUUCUGGCCUGCAAAAGGAACUUCGAGGAGGAGGAAACGAAGCAAGAAUUAACGGAGCAGAACCGAAGGAUGGCCUGGGAGUACUUGGAGACUGCCGCAGCUUUCCAACCAGUAACUAGAAAUGUAGCCGUCCUAGUUAAACCUGUUAUUUCUCCACCAGUCGUUGCCGCACUCUCUUAAAGUUGCUGAAGGUUAUGAAGAUGCCCAUCCCUUUGCUAAUUGUUUCAUCCUCUUAAGCACUAUCCUCCAAGUUGCUUCUGUGUCGAUGAAAACAGCUCAGCUCAGCGUACAUUGUAGCGACGAUACUUACUAGAAACAUAAGCAGAUAUCCUUAUUCCCUGUUUUUCUACUGUCUUUUCAUCAGAAUAUUGCCAAGA
Molecule: messenger RNA, 1978 nt
Organism: Zingiber officinale
Lineage: Eukaryota; Viridiplantae; Streptophyta; Magnoliopsida; Zingiberales; Zingiberaceae
Product: serine/threonine protein phosphatase 2A 57 kDa regulatory subunit B' kappa isoform-like
Exons: 4
Coding region: 273-1781 (502 amino acids)
Biological process (GO): signal transduction
Cellular component (GO): protein phosphatase type 2A complex
Molecular function (GO): protein phosphatase regulator activity
Source: RefSeq, a predicted model, not a curated record